Molecule: messenger RNA, 966 nt
Organism: Histoplasma mississippiense
Lineage: Eukaryota; Fungi; Ascomycota; Eurotiomycetes; Onygenales; Ajellomycetaceae
Exons: 4
Coding region: 1-966 (321 amino acids)
Biological process (GO): rRNA processing
Cellular component (GO): nucleus
Source: RefSeq, a predicted model, not a curated record
AUGGGUUCCAGUCAGAAAAAGAAGAACGAAAGGAAAAAGGACUUCCAGAAAACGAGGUUGAAAGUUGGGAAAACGAAGCCAAAGCCUUCAAAUUUUACAGACACCAGUUUCCGGUCCCAAGCUAUUGUUUUGAAUCAGCAAUCGCUGACAACAUCCGCUCCAUCGGCAUCAUCUCAGUUCACCCAUUAUUUAUCUCUUCUGAACUCAAAAUCGGAUUCCCAACGCAAGGACUCUCUUUCCUACUUGACGACGGCCAUUGCUUCCCGCCCAGUCAAUUCCCCUCUACCCCAACCAGUCAGUGUAAUAUUACCGUCUCUUGUAUCUCUGAUCCUGGACGGUAGCAAUGGGGUCCGCAAUCAACUGAUUAAGCUUCUGAAAUCGUUCCCUGCGCCAGACAUGGAAGGACAUAUCUCUCAACUUCUACCCUACGUCCGUGCGGGCAUGACGCAUCUUGCAGUUGAUAUCCGACUAUCUUCUGUCGAAAUCAUUUCCUGGCUUGUAGCCAUUGCGGGGCGCGAGGUGGUCUCAUCACCUGGUGGGUGGAUAAAAACAAUCAAUUGCUUCCUGUCCAUUCUAGGGUGGCAUACAGAAGAAUCAGUGAAGUGGUCGUCGAAUAGAGCCUCAUUCGGAAAAACUGGUAGUGAUGGGAAGCCGAUGGUUCGAACGCUGCAAGCUCUGGCGGAAUUCCUAAGAGCAGGCAUUGGCGCUGCUGAGGACGAAUCUGAGAUUGUGGGGGCGAACGUAAUGGGUGACAAGGAGUGGAACUUUCCCCUUACCCAGACAAGCCACCACAUUUUGCCAACUAAGUCUGCACCGUUUGCUUACCUCAAUUUAUUCGGACAGCCAAAAAACGAGGAGGAACGCGGAAUAAACAUGGCAAGACAAGAAGGUGGAGAGAUCGGUCGUGCAUCCGCAGGUGUAAAGAAAAUUCUGAAUGAAGCUCUGGCGCUCAAUUCCGACCCUUGA